This is a messenger RNA of Helicoverpa zea (corn earworm), 1714 nucleotides long. RefSeq lists its product as uncharacterized. The transcript has 2 exons. Lineage: Eukaryota; Metazoa; Arthropoda; Insecta; Lepidoptera; Noctuidae. Bases 174 to 623 code for a protein of 149 amino acids. The record is from RefSeq and is a predicted model, not a curated record.
AUGGCCGCUGGCGGCGUAUUUCAAUUUUCUACCCACUUCGCAACAAUAUUGUGGCAUAAGCAAUUUAUAUAAUACUGGGAAGACGGGUUUUAAAGUCAUACCAAAGUAAAGUAUCAUAGAUGAGUAUAGUACUGAAGUGUCGGGAGAUAGACAGUGCAGUUUAAAGUUAAAAAAUGUCGGUCCCGGCGUUAAGACAGCCUAAAAAAGUUCACAUCGAAGAGAAGAGAGCUCCAAUAUCAUAUGCGGAGCCGCAAAAUUAUUUAAUAGUAACUUUAAAUGAUGGGCAGAAGCUUGUAGUCUCUUCUGAUGCUUACCACGGUAUGUUGACGGCGGGAGAGCUGUUUCGUUGCGUAUUUUGUGAAACAGAAAUGGUCAGAGACGUAAUUUGCAAAGAGCGUCACAAAAGUUCGGAGAAUCAUAGAAAAAUCCUCGAGAGUUACCCUCAUGUUGAAGAAUUUAAGGAGAAUUUGAUCAGAAAGUUAAGCGGAGGAGGUCAUUAUUGUACAGUCUGUAAUGUUAUAGUAACAUCUCAUUUCAUACACAAGCACAUCUCUUCGGAUGUCCAUCACCGUGAACUGCAAAUGGCUUUAGGACGAGCAACUUCAUACAAACCAUUCAAUUAAACAAAUGUACUAUAUCUAUGUGGUCAACAUCAAAAGUAGCAGAACAAAUCAAAAUCCAUAACUUGGGUUCUUGUGGUUCUUCUGGGUCUGGGUAACUGGGUUUGAGGAGAUCAGAUAAGCAUUCGCUACUUGUUAAACACUGGUACUCAGCUGCAUCCGUAUAGACUGGCAGCUGACCUCAAUAUAGUUAGGAACAAGGCUUUGGAAGAUGAUGUUGAAAUCAAAACUUUCAAAAGUCCCUAACAAAGUAAAGUACCUAGUAAAUUUUACUUAAGUACCAUAGUCAAACAAAGUAUGAAUUAAUGAAUACUCUGGUAAUUUAUCAAUAACACAUGUUAAGCGGUUUUGAAAGAUUUGUUCAGCCACUUGAUGCUGAUUGUACUAACAUACUGUAGAAUAGAAAAAAAUAAUAAUCAACUUCCCAAAAAUUGAUUUUCUAAUGAUAUGAACUGAUUUAUGAAUUACCCCUGAUGGCUGGUCCGUCAACUCCUAUGUGAGACUGCUGAACCAAUUUUGAUGAAACUAUGGGAUAAAAUAUGGCAAAUGUUACUUGGGAAAAGUGUAGCUUACCAACUUUGUGAACGAAUUUAGACUAUUCUUGAGUAGCAAAUGCUAUAUUUUGUCCAGGUACAGAAGUUCCUCUGGGAUACACGGUAAAUAAUAGAAUAAAUGAUUUAAUCGUAAUUUAGAAUAUUGAGCCUUUUUGUAUCUCCCUCUGUCAAAGUAUGUUAGUGUCUAAGUCUGCUAACUGCCAUAUCCAAUAUUCUAUCUGAUUCGCUUACGGGUCCAUUCAAACAGACCGGCUUUUGGCUGCGCGAGCAUUAAAAAGCAUGCAAUCGGAGCCAAGCGUCGAGAAAAAGUACGUGAUCGGAGCCAGUCAGCUCCUCUUAUUAUUUCACACAGAGCGCCUUCGAGCAUUCUUAGUGACAAAAGCAGUGCGCAGUUUGCUCUUCUCUCCAAGCCCCUACUAAAUAUAGAAUUUUUACAUUUGCCCCUAACGAGUAUUGUCAAAGUCCGACCUCUAGUUACCAAAACAUCAUAGAAAGAAUAUUGGGAACUAACUUAAACUGCUUUGAUAAUAUAUAAUUUAU